AUGACUCGCAAUCAAGGCUAUGUUACACAGCCUCGAUUGUGGUCGGAGGAGCCGUUGAUGCUGAGAUACAAGCCCGUAGCUGUGCCGGGACGUGUAAAAAGCCCCAAUCGAUAUGUUGAUGAGAACACAUCGCUAGAUGAAUCGAAAGUCACUGUGGCGCCGCAGUUGCGCGCCACGACCUUGAAUUCUUGGGCCAUUGUGCUUUUUUAUGCUGCGCCAGCCAGGAUCACACUGCAUGUUGUGAAGGCAAAGAAGAUUGCGGUCUUUACUGUGAACUUAAUUGCAAUUAUUUCACUGGCCACGAAGCUGAUUGAAUUGAUCGUUGCAGUCAUCGAGCUGGCAAAGAAGGAGGUUUUGGUUGUGCAGUCUUCGUUGCUUAGAAGUAAUUUUUUGAACUUUUUGCUCGUUCUGGGGAUGUGUUGCUUCUUUGGCGGUAUUGGUCGAGUGGAGCAGCAUUUUAACGUCACUGCUGCCCAGACUACGGCUAGUUUGCCGGCGCCGGCUGGGGGUAGUUUAAUCAUUCCGAUGGCCUUCUACCAGUUGACUCCCACCACCGAUGGGGGCAAAGCCUCCUCUCUCUCCCGAGGUACCAGUGUCUUCCUCCUGAUCACCUACGGCUGCUACCUGCUCUUCCAGCUAAAGGCCCGCGUCGAGAUAUACAACCGCCCAAGUCCGAAGACUGGCAAACGCUGCCAAAGGAUCGCCAAAGGCGAUUCCAAGUGCAGGAACGAUCAGAUAGCCAAAAUGGCCGCUGCAUCCAUGGAGGUAAACGCGCAACAAGCUCAGAUGCAAGACCGCGAUGACGAGCCUGAGCAGCUGCAGCUGACCAUCCUGGUCGCAUUAAUCACACGGGACGUUCUACCUGCCAUUGUAGCUGUCUAUGCGGAGUUCAUGGUCAGCUCCAUCGACGCACUCCCCGCAACCGGCGACAUCGGCAGGACGUUCGUCGGUCCCGUCCUCCUACGUACGUAUCGUCGGCAACCCCGCCAAACACGCCACCGCAGUCACUGUCGCCUGCAAAGAUGA
This is a messenger RNA of Penicillium antarcticum, 1026 nucleotides long. RefSeq lists its product as uncharacterized. The coding region runs from base 1 to 1026 and encodes 341 amino acids. Gene Ontology annotation, biological process: calcium ion transmembrane transport; intracellular calcium ion homeostasis. The record is from RefSeq and is a predicted model, not a curated record. Gene Ontology annotation, cellular component: fungal-type vacuole membrane. The transcript has 3 exons. Gene Ontology annotation, molecular function: calcium:proton antiporter activity. NCBI's taxonomy places the organism in Eukaryota, Fungi, Ascomycota, Eurotiomycetes, Eurotiales, Aspergillaceae.